Molecule: messenger RNA, 2317 nt
Organism: Anoplopoma fimbria (sablefish)
Lineage: Eukaryota; Metazoa; Chordata; Actinopteri; Perciformes; Anoplopomatidae
Product: E3 ubiquitin/ISG15 ligase TRIM25-like
Exons: 9
Coding region: 26-1876 (616 amino acids)
Molecular function (GO): protein binding
Source: RefSeq, a predicted model, not a curated record
UCGGACCGGGAGUCCACCCCACACCAUGGCCCAGGCCAACAUCUCUGUGACGGAGAGCCAGUUCCGCUGCCCGGUGUGCCUGGAGCUCCUGCGGGACCCGGUGUCCACCCCCUGCGGACACACCUACUGCCUGCUGUGCAUCAACCUCCACUGGGACCAGGAGGACCAGGGCCGCUUCAGCUGCCCGCAGUGCCGGGAGCCCUUCAGCCCUCGGCCGGUGCUCCGCAGGAACACGGUGCUGGCCGAGGUCGUCGGGAAACUCAUGCGUAAUUCCGCACGCUUGGCACCGGAGCUGUUCCACGGUGGAGCCGGCGAGGUGCCGUGCGACUUCUGCCCGCCGGAGAGCACCCUGCGGGCGGUCAAGUCGUGCCUGGUGUGCCUGGCGUCCUUCUGCGAGCUCCACGGACUGCCGCACCGGGAGGUCGGUACUCUGCGGCGGCACAAGCUGGUGGCCGCGGUGGAGAGCCUGGCCGAGCGGCUGUGCGCUCAGCACCGCCUGGGACUGGAGCCCGCCGGAGGGGAGACGGAGGAGGAGGAGGCCGCGGCGGAGGUGUGGAGGAGCGGAGGGGACUGUCUGCUGUGCGAGGCCGACCGGGAGGAGCUGCACAACGGGGACCAGAGAGCCAGGAGACAGCUUCAGCUCCAGGAGUCUCAGAGGAGGGUUCAAGGGAGGACACGGAGCGGAGUGAGAGAGCUGGAGGAGUUUCAACAAAGCCUGGAGUCCCUCAAGGUGUCAGCCUCGGCUGUCUUGGAGGACAGUGAAGCUCUGUUUGCAGACAUGGCUCUCCGUCUGGAGAAAACCAAGGCAGAGGUUCGAGCGCGGCUGGAGGCCAAGGAGCGGGCGGUGGUCGGGAGGGCCGAACGAGACAUCGAGGUGCUGGAGAAAGACCUGGAGGAGCUGAGGAGGAGAGACGAGGAGAUCAACCAGCUCCUGCAAACGGAGGACAACGCCCAUUUCCUACAGGCGGCUCCCCUGCUAUGCGUCCCUCUCACUGCCGGUCGGCACUCCCGAGCCCUCAGCGUGCCCACGGAGGGGUUCGGCGGCGCCCAGAGAGCGCUGUGCCACCUCCGCAGCCGCAUAGAGGAGGUCUGCAGGGAGGAGGUGGACAAGAUUAGCCGCGCAGUUAAUGAAAACUACGUGUAUGGUGGAGAGUGUGUAAAAGGUGGUGGAUAUCUCAGUGCGGAGAACUCCAAACCGCAUCAAAUACACCCAAGACUAUCUGCAGGGCAACAAAACUCAGGGGCAGUGCCGGUGUCGUUCCCGCUGUCCUCUUUGUCUCUGCAGCCGGCCGAUCAGAGGAUGAGGGCGGCUUUCCUCAGGUUUUCAUGUCGUCUUUCCUUGGACCCGGACACAGCCCACCCUACUCUGGUUCUCCUGGAGGGGCCCCAGGGAGCCCACUGUGGCGAGGAGCCCCAGUCCUACCUCCCCCACCACCAGCGCUUCGAUUCCGUGGCCCAGGUCCUGUGCAGGGAGGGCCAGUUCGGCGGCGCCAGCUACUGGGAGGUGGAGUGGAGGGGCGGCGGCUGGGUCGACAUCGGCGUCACCUACCGGGGCAUCGGACGCAAAGGCGGAGGCAAACCCUGCCUGCUGGGGCGCAACGAGAACUCGUGGCGGCUCCGGUGCACGCACGCCGGGUACGCCGCCUGGCACGACAACCGCAAGACCACGGUGGCGGCGCCGCCUUGCCCCCGGAUCGGCGUGUUCCUGGAGCGGCAGAAAGGAGCGCUGUCCUUCUACAGCGUGUCGGACUCCGUGGUGCUGCUGCACACCUUCAGCUGCCCGUUCACUCAGCCGCUGUACCCGGCCUUCCGCCUGGACCUGGACUCCACGCUGCUCAUCUGCCCACAUGAGGGAGGCAAUGGGUACCCAACCUAACCUCCCCCAUCCUCCCCCAUUCAUCACCCAGGACCCUUUAAUUUAACUGCUGCAGGAAGGGCUGUUUAAUACAAACACUAAAAAAGGAAUCAAACCGUACAUGUCUUUUUUGCAUAAUCUUUUCUUCAGUGAGUGUCUUUUUUUUGACAAAAACAGAUUUUUCAUAAAUAUUCCCUUUCAGUUUUAAAACACUUUUUUUAGUUCCCUGUUCAGUGCACACAGUAGUUAGAAUUUUCACAAUAUUCCUUUUUAACAGCGCAGAUUUAUGACUUGUGUGGUAGGAAAAGCACAGGUGUUACUUAUUAUGUUGUUUGGUUUGAAAAAUAAAAAGUUUUGUUUCUGCCAAUCAAUAAGAAAAGUAUGUAAGGUAUCUGAGUCAACAAUACAAAGAUACUGAAAAGUAUUCAGUCCUAUUUUUUUUUUUGUACAAAAAAAUGUUGG